AUGAAGUCGUUUCAACGAGUCGUUAUGAAAGUUACGGACAUUUCAGGUGACGCGAGUGUCCAUUAUGCGUCCGAAAUGACUUCCUCGGACACUUACCAGUUGAAAUGGCACUCGCACAGCUCGCAUCUAAACGGCUCCGUGGCGGCGCUGCUACGCUCGGAGCGGUUUACGGAUGUGAUGCUGUGCACAAUGGACGGCUCUCAGAUACCGGCCCACAGGUUCAUAUUGAGCUCGUGCAGCGUCUACUUGAGCACUUUGCUCGAGGGGCAACGCUACGUGACGCGGAUGGGCGGAAUGCUGUACGUGGUCCUUCCCUCGGAGAUAUCGACCAAGGCUUUGAAAAUCCUCGUGGAGUAUAUGUACAAGGGGGAGACAACCGUGUCUAAUGAGGUCCUAGACACUGUUUUGAAGGCAGGGGAGGUUUUAAAGAUACGCGGCCUUUGGAGGCAAGCUGAUGAGGACACUCCAUCAGCAGAGAAGACAGCCACAGCGUCUGUGCCCACAAAUUCCAAUAAACAAACAACAGCUGCAAAGAAACCGGAGGAGAUACAAACAAAAAUAUCUAUUAAGAAGGAUGAUAAGCUUCUUAAAGCUUUUAAUCCUAUUCAGCAACAGGGCACUGUCACAAGGCCAAUGUUUAUUGGGCCUCCUAAAUUGGUGUUUAUAAAGACCAGUGAGGGUGGCACGACUGCAGCCUUAAGACCAGGUGCCACUAAGGGCCAAACGAUCCUGGUGGCACCCGCACCUCAAACUGAAACAACUAUGGCCACCGCAGUGAUAACCAACCCAAUUCCUACUGCCAGUGCCACAUCUACCGUAUCAGAUGACUCACCAGACGAAGCCCCGCCACAGCGAAUACUAAGAAGGCGUGGUGCCGAAAAAAAGUAUGGAAAAAGACAGAAGACUGACAUCGGGACUGAGACCGAAGAAGGAAAGGACAGUGAAGAUAAUCAGGACAAUGCUUCUGAGACUUCAAGCCACGUGUUAAUUUAUGUGUUAAUUCAUAUUUAUAGUGAAGAUAAUGCAUUAAAAUUAUUAGUGCUUCAUGGUUCAAAACUCUUUAAUAAAAAUAUAAACAUUCAAAUGCCACGGAAAAAAUCUGACCUCAACAACGCGUGCAGCAGAAACGCACGACGCACGCGUAUUGCAAGAGCUCGUCAGUCGGCAGAACAAAUCGCAACAAGAAAUGCAGCUUCAAGAAUUAGGACAGCAAAUGGUCGUGCCACUCGUGCCCUACCAGUGCUUCCAGAGCGCGAAAGAAGAGAGAUUAUAGUGCUGCCAGCUAAAAAAUACAAAAAAUCAUCGCAAAGCACUACGGAAAUUAGUACUGAGGUACACGUGAAGGAUGAACCGGACUGGGAUGCAAGUAGUAUAGAGGAGGAGGAGACAUCUAUUGCUGAGAUGUUCCAUGCAGAGAUGACGGUCAAAUCUGAGCCUGCUGAUGAGAUAGACAUUGAAGAAGAAACUUUGAUGUACAGCCCGCUCUCGUGCGAGCUGUGCGCGGAGGUGUUCACGGUGCCUGGCGCGUGGGUGCGCCACGUGCAGGGCCACGCCCGCUCCGACCACCCGCACGCGCGCAAACGGAAGCACCGCUCGGCGAGCGACGACACGGAAGAGACGACGGCUCUAUUACGCUGCGAUUUAUGCCAGAAACACUUCCCCAACCCCGCCGAGUGGGUGCGUCACAUACAAAGCACUCACACGGAGACAGAGGGCGCGCAAAACAAGACUUGCACGCACUGCAAGAAGAUAUUCCCAUCGCACGCAUCCAUGCUCAUUCAUAUGCGUACACAUACGGGCGAGAGGCCGUUCGUGUGCGGCCUGUGCAACAAGGGCUUCAACGUGAAGUCGAACCUGCUGCGGCACCUUCGCACCCUGCACGACCAGAUGGCGCGCGACGAGCUCGAGGAGCCGGGGCCCUCGGACGUCGUCAAGCGCGAGACU
This is a messenger RNA of Iphiclides podalirius (scarce swallowtail), 1944 nucleotides long. Lineage: Eukaryota; Metazoa; Arthropoda; Insecta; Lepidoptera; Papilionidae. The record is from the annotation of a GenBank genome assembly.